CACAAGUUUGGCGCAAGUGUCGGCUGUUUGUAAAUAUUGACAAUUGACAUUGCGUGAGAAGUGGGAAGACGCAAUGAGCGAGUCAGAAGGGAAGAAAGAAGAGGCAGAAACAAAGAAAAUUAUCCAUACGUAUCCAUUAGUAAGGCACUGCGAUAUGAUUGACGAGAUGAGAGGAGAAGCAAUGGAACUUUGUGUAACAGCAUGUGAGAAGCAUGCUGCGAACAACGAAAUGGCUGCUCGCAUGAUUAAGGAGGCAAUGGAUAAAAAGUUUGGACCAUCCUGGCAUGCUGUUGUUGGUGAAGGCUAUGGCUUUGAAAUAUCUUAUGAGUGCAAGAAUCUUUUGUACAUGUUUUUUGGUGGUAAUGUUGGUGUCUGUGUUUGGAAAUGCUCUUGAAUCUCCCUAAUAUACAUGUACUUGACUGACUGGUGGUGGUGGUGGUGGUGGUGGUGGAGCCCUUGAUUUAUCAAUUGUGCAUGAAUAAAAGUUUCCAGCUUUCAGCUUGUGGAGAGAUGAAGUGCUUAUCAUUAAGCAAAACAGAGUAAUUACAAAGUGGAUGUUGCUAAUAACAGGAGAUGAGUGCCAAAAGAAUAGUCCCAAAACAGAAAUAUUUGUCAGUAGCACAAAUGGAAAAAUAUACUGAAUCCCCUGCUUUUGGGCAUGGCAGCAAGAAUUUUAGAAUGAAAUGUAAGAAGGGGAAAAGUAAAGCAAAAAUUAAAAUGUGACAUUUUGUUAGAAACAAUUACACUGAAUGACUUGUUAUUUCUACACAGAUUAAUUUAUUCUCAUGCCACAUUUUUACUUUGUCUUUCUCCAUUACUUUUCCUUUAUAAGCACGUACUCAUCCCCUGUCUGGAUUGUUGCUGAUAUUUGUACCAGACUGCUUUAAGAGAAGGAAUAGUUUGGUGUGAGCAUGGUAUUAAAGAAUAUCUUUGUGAUAUCCUCUUUUUUAAGACAAUACAAAGACAUCUAUCUUACAACAAACUUUUCCCUCCAUUACUGUUGCAACUUGUCUAUUAACUAUAGUUUCUAUCUUGUUGAAAACUAUUGCAGGUUUAAUGCAUUUAGCACACACUGUACAGAAUGAAUAUAUCUGCACUCUAUUAUUAUUAUUAUUAUUAUUAUAUUAACAAUGGAAAUGAGUUACUUGUGUAUUAUUAAGAGCAUUUGUUAACAGUACAAAUAUUACUCUUUUGGUACAGCCAUUUCAUUUUGUUCGCUAUGUUACUUAUAGGAGGCUGGUAUCAGUACAUAAUCUAUGAAUAUAUUUUGGUAAACAGCAUAUUUUAUUUUACAGUUAUUUGUAAUUAUCCUUAUUAUUCACCUGUCGGUUAUGUUAUUGUUGAGUUAAUUGUAUGGUAAGGAUAUGUAAGUAUAUUUUACAUUAUGUAACUACCUGAUACAUUUUGUAUAAAUAAUUAGUUUCCUGGUGUGGUGAAAUUUUCUAAUGAAGCUCCUCCUGAAAACGGUGGGGAGGGGAGAAAGCACAGGAAUGCAACAUUGCCUAAAGACAUAAGUUUAUAUGUAAGUGGUAGACAUCACAAGGAAAAUACAACCACAAAGUAUAAUGUUCUGCAAAGGUAACGAAAGCAUUGAAACUGCGAGGUAGUGAUUUUAUGUUCAAUGAAGAAGGAGGAAGCAUUAAUAAAUUAGUUUUUAAAAAGCAGAUUUCUUGCUGCAGUGCACAAAUUAGUAGCUCAUUAUAUCUUUAAUGUUGUUAUUAAUGAUAAUGGAACUUACUGGUUGGAACAGCUAGAAAAAGAGCCAGAGCUCAAAUGCUUAUUUUACAUAAUCUCAUUAUUAAUACUUUCUGAAGCCAUAAAAUUUUUUCUUGAGAUAACAAGGCUGGUAUUGAGAAAGUAAGUUAAUAUGAAGUAAACCUUAAUAAUGCAGAGAUAGCAUUGAUUCAAUGAAAAGAAUAUAAUUUCCUCAAGGGUCUAAGUUAGCCUAUUACUUAAAUGUUCCAUGUACUUUGGAGAUGCAUGAGCAUGAGCAAUAAAAUUAUAUCAAGGGAUUUAAUGUUAUCAACAAACAAAGAACAGUUUCAGCGACUGAGGUGUACUGACUGUUCUGGACGUUGUCAACUUCAGCUGAUGGUGCUGUUCUGAAGAUGGCCUAAGACUAGGCCAAAACUGGUCAUUUUAAAUAAAAUAAACAUCACGAUUUAAGCUGUUUUUUCAACUAUUUUAUAAACAAAAUUUGUAUCUGUUUGAGAUUUAGAGUGCAAAAGCCCUAGAAGAUGGGUCUUGUGACAAGUAAGAUGUCUUCUUAUCUCACUGAUACAUUGCCAUAUUUCCUAAGUGCACUUUCAUGUUUGCAGUUAGAAAGAUAAAUCUUGAUACAAAGAGCGGCAGUCAAACAUCUUAGUGUGAUGUUAACAUUAUGACCUUCGUUCCUUCUCUUGUAUGGCUACUACUAUACUUGUGUUUUGUGUAAAGCUGCACAUUUUGUACAUGUUUAUGUGCAUAUUUUUAUAAGAUUUUAAAAGAACUGAACCAAUUAGACAUUGAUUUGUUGACACCAAGAAAGAGUGUAAAUUGACUGUCAACCAUUUAAGUUCAUUAAUGUGAAAGACUCUUAAGUUUUUCUAUGCAUAUAUGAAGACAGGAAUAUGUGUGUACUCUCCUCUCCUCUACCCCACAUCUCUUGCAUACAGACUUGUAUACUUCAGUGUUGAAGUUCAUGCAAGAGUAAUGUACACCACUAAAUAUUGACUUCUAGGUGGAAAAAUGGAACAGAGUAUAUUAAUAUAAACCAAAUGGUUAGGAGAAAAAAGUGAUGAUCUUACAAGAAAGUGUCAGUGGAAGUCUCAGUAUUUUGGAUAGGUAGUGCUUCCCUUCAAUUACUGUUCAUUCUAGAAAUCCAAUAAUAUCUCCAGUCACUUCAUAGAUUCUUAGGCCUACCCCAGAACCUCUCCCCUGAGUCUAUUUGUCUCUGCACCCCUGUCACUCCCUGCACUCCUAUCAUCUACAUUCUUCCUGAAGUCCAUAAACCAACCACCCAGGAUGCCCUCUUGUGGCUAGUUACUGUGUCCCACUGAGAGAAUAUCUGUUCACUUGGACCAGCACCUUCAACCCUUUGCCCAUAAUGUAACCUCAUGAUAUGGACAGAGGGAGAGGACAUGCUCUUUACAUUCCUCCAGAACCUCAACACCUUCUUCCCCAUUUGCUUCAUCUGGUCCUCAGUCGAACAGAGUCCACCUGCCUUGGUGUUGACCUCCACCUCAAGGAUGGCUACAUUGUCAGUGCCUGUGUCCAUAGCUAACCUACCUACCAACCACCAACAAUACCUCCACUUCAGCAGCUGCACCAAUUCCGUACAAGAAGUCCCUUCACAGGCUAGACACCCAUGGCCAUUGCAUCUGUAGUGAUGGGCAGUCCCUCUCGGAAUAUAACAAAUAAACAUAAAAUUACCCUCCCACUGUUGUCAUGAAACAGAUGUCCUAUGUCUUAUCUCUCCAAGUCACCUCUCGCAUUCCCACUGUUCAGCCACAAAGGAACACUCCUCUCAUGACUCAGUGCCACCAAGGACUGGAGCAACUGAUCAUAUUCUCCACCAGGGUUUCAGCUCUGAAUUGAGGAACAUCCUACCCACUAUUUUCCCAUCCCUACUACAUUGGUAUUCUGCAGCCCACCAAAUUUAGUAGGCAAUAUCGUUGCCCAUCCCUACUCCACCCCAGCUUCCAACCCCUUGCCUUAUGGCCUGUAUCCCUGUAAUAGAUCUACCUGCACGGCCUGUCCCAUACACCCUCCCACCAGUAUCUACUCCAGUCUGCAUCUCUUAUUCCAUCAGAGGUAGGGCCACCUGUGAAAGCAGUCAUGUGAUUUUCAAACUAAGCUGCAACCACUAUGCUGCUUUCUACAUGGGCAUGACAAACAACAAGGUGUCUGCCUGUACGAGUGUCAACUGACAAACUGUGGCCAAGAGACAGCUGUAACUCAAGCACCACAUACUACACAGCCUUCUGUUGUACCAACGCACCCACCAAUCUUUUUUCCCCUUCUCUACUUGUCCCCUUCUCUCCUUUUUUCCGCACCCAUUACAUCCCUACACACUUCCACAAGUGGCACUAAACUUCUCUCACCCGUAACCUCCUAUCCGUCCACCUCCUGACCCUCACCUCCUCCAUACCCCACCACCCUCAUGAGAUUGUUCCUCCCAUGAGGCACUGCUGCAGUGCACCGGCCUCAGUGGCCAGAAACAGUGACUGGGUGUCUGAUUUGUGCUUGUGUGAAUGUUUGUUUUCUAAUGCAGAAGAAGGCAUUUUGGCUGAAAUCCGAAAUGUAUGGCAGUCUUUUUCAUUGUACCUGUCCAUGACUCAGUGUCUCUUCUAUAGGGUGAGUAGCAAUGUAUUCUUUUCAUGAUAUUUUCAGCAUUUCACUUGUCUCAUACAUCUUGUGUACUAUGUAGUGUACAGUGGCUGUUCUCCCAGGAAUAUCAAUAAUUUGGGGGGGGGGGGGGGGGGGGAUGUUGUGUACUUCUGAUCCUUUUCCCUUAGGUUUACGUGGGUCUCAUAAUGAUCUGUCACAUUCUUCUUGCAGUAUUACAUCUGGCAAUUUAUCUUUAUCUACUUCCUCUUGCCUUUCCGUAAUAAAAUCUUCAAUUUUCUGUCCUUUGGAUAGCACUUCUUUAUAGUUCUUCCAUGUUUCAGCCCUCCUUUAUUUGUUUUCUGGGAGAACUCUUGACAUUCACACAGCUGCUUUUCACUAAAUGUUUCUUCAUCUUCUUCUUCUUCUU
Messenger RNA from Schistocerca gregaria, 4735 nucleotides. Its product is annotated as dynein axonemal light chain 4-like. The transcript has 3 exons. NCBI's taxonomy places the organism in Eukaryota, Metazoa, Arthropoda, Insecta, Orthoptera, Acrididae. The record is from RefSeq and is a predicted model, not a curated record. Gene Ontology annotation, biological process: microtubule-based process. Bases 74 to 394 code for a protein of 106 amino acids. Gene Ontology annotation, molecular function: dynein light intermediate chain binding; dynein intermediate chain binding. Gene Ontology annotation, cellular component: dynein complex.